GAGUGGUCGGGACAGUUGUGUCGAAACAUUUCUGAAUUUCCUUUUGAUGUCGUCGCGCGCUUCUUCUCUUCCUCCAUCUUUGUCUUCCUCUUCUUCUACUUCUUAGGGUUUACUCAACUCUCUCUCUCUCUCUCUCUCUCUCUCUUCUUCUUCUGUUAACUAAAGUGUUUAUGCUUCCAUUUUCAACAUUCAUUAUCAUUAUUUUGCAUUAGAUAUUUCAAUUUUGAGAAGUGUGAUUCUUGUUGUUUCGCUAAACAGUGAAAGUUAAGAAUGCCGCCACGUAAGAGGAAGAAUUCAUCUACCACUGCCAAAGCAGCUGGUAGCAUGGAGAAAGACACGACAAGUGAGGCAGUCGAACCUUCAAGCAGUGGCUCUAGCUGAGUCCAGUAACCUGAUCAUGUAUUAUUCAAUUAGCUAUCAGGGCCCCCGAAAGUAGGCCAUCUGUGCCAUUGGAACCUUCCGGCCGUCAACAAGUGAAGAAGGCUGUGGACAAAAAGUCCCUGUCUAUGCUGAACAAGCUAUAUUACUUUUGUACCCGUAGACCAAAUGUACAUGAUGAAUUGAGUGUCUUGGUUAGCAUGUUUGGCGUUCACUUAGGCCGCAAGGAUAGCCAUACAAUGAGACCAAAAGGAUGGGUCAGUUUUAUGGUGAUUUUAGCUGCUGGAAAGAUAAUGAUGGAAGAGGAGAAGGCAACCAAUGGGGCUGUCACUCGUCAUAUUUUUAGCCCACAAUUUAUGAGUAAGGUACUAUUUCGCUCAAAUCUAUCUAAUGAAGAAGAUAGCUACAAGCCUUGGUGCAUUGAGGAUGUAUCACAAUUCAUCUCGCCGAUUAAAUUGGGUUAUGAUAUUAAUCAGUGCAAAUUUAUUUUUGCACCAACUUUGUUUGAGGAGCAUUGGUCUUGUUAUGCGUUCGAGCCCAAGGAAAAAACCCUGUAUGUGUUAGAUCCGAUGCAAAAUAAUCUCUCAAUCAGCAAGAAAAACUUGGACGAUGCAACGAAACGUCGUUUUGAGGAGCUGCUGGUAUUAAUGAGUCCUGGUUUGACAGAAGAGAAUGCAUCGGUAACACUUGUUUACGUUGAUGUUCCUAGGCAGAAAAACAAUCAUGAUUGUGGCAUCUAUGUGAUGAAAUACAUGGAAAUUUGGGAUGGAUCGAUAAAAUGGCAAGACAAAAGCAUGCCUGAUUAUCAAGACAAAGAAAUUCAGAAGUUUCGGCAAAGCUUUAUGUGUGGAUGGGUUCAACAUCCUAAAAAUGAGGUUAGAGAAACGAUUUUGAAGGCGGCACAAGUAUGGGAAAAAUUAGGCUGACUAUCAACUUCAUAACUCCAAUAGUUGAGACGUCUACCAAGACAUUUUCGCUUAUACUUGCUUACUUUUUUUCUUUAAUUCAAAUACAGUUUUCAUUCUUACAUAUAUGUGAUACUUUUCAAGUUGGUUCCUAUAAUAAAAGACUUUUCACUUUUCAGUCG
Messenger RNA from Cajanus cajan (pigeon pea), 1465 nucleotides. RefSeq names its product putative ubiquitin-like-specific protease 1B. The record is from RefSeq and is a predicted model, not a curated record. NCBI's taxonomy places the organism in Eukaryota, Viridiplantae, Streptophyta, Magnoliopsida, Fabales, Fabaceae. Gene Ontology annotation, cellular component: nucleus. Gene Ontology annotation, biological process: proteolysis; protein desumoylation. Gene Ontology annotation, molecular function: deSUMOylase activity.